UGUAUAAGAACCUCAGAAACCCUAGAGGCCCCCCAGCUACGCCUUUUCUCUCUCGUCUUCACCCCGCAGCUCUCUCCUCCUCGUUUCUAAGGUAAAUUUUAAAGAAUAUACCUAGCGAUAGAGAUGGCAGUUGCAUUCCAUGACAUCAACUCGGCUGCUGGCCUCAAGAAAUUGGACCAGUACUUGCUCACUCGCAGCUACAUCACCGGCUAUCAGGCGUCAAAGGAUGAUAUCACCGUGCACGCUGCUCUCUCCAAGCCCCCAUCAUCUGAAUAUGUGAAUGCAUCCCGGUGGUACAACCACAUUGCUGCCCUUCUUAGGAUUUCGGGUGUUUCUGAAGAAGGCUGUGGUGUCACAAUUGAGGGAUGUGCUCCCAUCACAGGGGAAGCAGUUGCCACUCCUCCCGCUGCUGAUUCAAAGGCCUCUGCUGCUGAAGAUGAUGAUGACAGUGAUGUGGAUCUCUUUGGUGAGGAGACCGAAGAGGAGAAGAAGGCUGCUGAAGAACGUGCAGCUGCUGUCAAGGCAUCUACCAAAAAGAAAGAGUCUGGCAAGUCAUCAGUUCUGCUUGAUGUUAAGCCAUGGGAUGAUGAAACAGACAUGAAAAAGCUUGAGGAAGCAGUAAGGAGUGUCGAGGUUGAGGGCUUACACUGGGGAGCAUCUAAACUUGUACCUGUUGGGUAUGGCAUAAAGAAGUUGACAAUCAUGCUUACAAUUAUUGAUGACCUUGUUUCUGUGGACACUCUAAUUGAGGAACGUCUUACCGCGGAACCUAUCAAUGAAUAUGUCCAGAGUUGUGACAUUGUUGCAUUCAAUAAAAUAUGAUUGAUGCACUGCAGAGUUGGAGUGGUUUGAAGAUCUUUCUACUAUGUGUACUCAUAUUUUGUUUCUUGGGUUAUGAUUCAAGACUUUGUAUUUUAGCUAGAUGAUCUCAGUUUUAAUUGAACACUUGGGCAGACCCAGGUUUUGUAUGGUUCAAUAAUAUUUCAUCUAUAUUCUCUGACUGUUUUAUUUUGGUACAUGUAGUUUGUUUUAUGAUAUUCUUCAUCUGUGCAUUACUUUU
Molecule: messenger RNA, 1060 nt
Organism: Fragaria vesca subsp. vesca
Lineage: Eukaryota; Viridiplantae; Streptophyta; Magnoliopsida; Rosales; Rosaceae
Product: elongation factor 1-delta-like
Exons: 7
Coding region: 124-822 (232 amino acids)
Biological process (GO): translational elongation
Cellular component (GO): cytosol; eukaryotic translation elongation factor 1 complex
Molecular function (GO): translation elongation factor activity; guanyl-nucleotide exchange factor activity
Source: RefSeq, a predicted model, not a curated record